Messenger RNA from Morone saxatilis (striped sea-bass), 1109 nucleotides. RefSeq names its product mitochondrial ribosomal protein L16 (gene mrpl16). Lineage: Eukaryota; Metazoa; Chordata; Actinopteri; Moronidae. Gene Ontology annotation, cellular component: ribosome; mitochondrial large ribosomal subunit. The coding region runs from base 160 to 933 and encodes 257 amino acids. The transcript has 5 exons. The record is from RefSeq and is a predicted model, not a curated record. Gene Ontology annotation, molecular function: rRNA binding; structural constituent of ribosome. Gene Ontology annotation, biological process: mitochondrial translation.
UUCUGGCGGAACUCAAGAAAAGCGACACAGCAAUGGCAGCGACCUUGUAGAGCGUGGUGUCCACAACAGUUUUCAUGAGUUAACCACCUAAAAUGCUCCUGCGUGGACCCCACACAGUCGCAGUCCGGUGUUUAUAGGCUCCGUUUCUAGGUGGAUAUCAUGAUCUCCCUCGUCAAGGCUGCUGUCGGCGGACUGACGGGCAUCUGCAGAGCCCACGGUCACCAAGGUCCUUUGCACAGCCACCUGAAAGUCCUAGCUGCUGGGCUGAAGACCGUGAAUAUCCCUCCAGACUACAGUGAUGUGAUAUUGCCAGAUAAACCCAAACUGAAGUUUGUGAGCAAGGUGCCUGACUUAAAAAAGGCAAGGAAAGAGAUGAAGAAACUGCGUGAUAUCCGAGGCCCAGCCAAAGAAGGAAGUACUUUCAGUAAUGGGCAGUACGCUAUUGUGGCCAUGGGAGGGGGAUACCUUCAUUGGGGUCACAUAGAAAUGAUUCGUCUGACCAUCAACCGCAAGAUGGACCCCCAGACUACAUUUGCCCACUGGCGCAUUCGUGGCCCAUAUAAGCCUGUCACACGUAAAGGUCUGGGUCAACGUAUGGGUGGGGGCAAAGGAGCCAUUGACCACUAUGUGACACCUGUCCGCUACGGCCGUCUAAUCGUGGAGCUGGGAGGAAAGGUGGAGCUGGGGGAGGUUGAGCAUAUCUUGAUUGAAGUGGCAAAGAAGCUACCCUUCCCUGCCAAGGUACUGAGCAGAGAAGGCCUCGCAGCCCUGCAGAAGGAGCAGGCUGAUAUGGAGCAGAACAACCAGAAUCCCUGGACCUUCAAGCAAAUAGCGCAUGGCAACAUGCUGGGUAUCAGGAAGGUGCUCAGCCCCCAUGACCUUCACAACCAUGGACGCUUCGCAGGCAAAUUUCACCUCACAGGGAGGGUGUGAAAUCAGUAGCGUCAUACUGUGACACCAUCCAGACCACGCCACUGAAGAAGCAACUUUCAGUCAUAUUUGGGAAUCUUUUGUGUUUUUUUAUGCAAAUAUAUUGACAUUUUGAGAGAAGAUAUUGAGAUAUUUUCCAUUUUCUGCUUAAAAAACUAAUAAACAAUAUUUCAGUUUGA